Messenger RNA from Drosophila teissieri, 3242 nucleotides. It is a transcript of the gene AlaRS-m, whose product is annotated as alanine--tRNA ligase, mitochondrial. NCBI's taxonomy places the organism in Eukaryota, Metazoa, Arthropoda, Insecta, Diptera, Drosophilidae. The coding region runs from base 106 to 3144 and encodes 1012 amino acids. Gene Ontology annotation, biological process: alanyl-tRNA aminoacylation; tRNA modification. The record is from RefSeq and is a predicted model, not a curated record. The transcript is spliced from 9 exons. Gene Ontology annotation, molecular function: ATP binding; amino acid binding; aminoacyl-tRNA deacylase activity. Gene Ontology annotation, cellular component: mitochondrion; cytoplasm.
UGUAAAGAAUGGCAUGCGUGGCGAAUGACAAGCCGAUCAGCUGUUUGGGUUCAGAUUUAUCUCGAGCAUUUUUAAUUGCCGGUGCGGUUUUAAUUGAACCGCGGCAUGUACAACUCGGCCAAGCAGCUGCAGCGCGUGCUGACAGCACGCGAGAUUCGGAAGACCUUUCUGGAUCACUUCACCGUCAACCAUGGCCACAAGUUCGUUCGCUCCAGCCCAGUGGUGCCCUUUUGCGAUCCCACCGUCGCCUUCGUUAACGCGGGCAUGAAUCAGUUCAAGUCGGUGUUCCUGGGCACAGCAGCAGCGCCCCACCAGCGGGUUGCCAACAGCCAGAAGUGCGUCCGUGUGGGGGGAAAACACAACGAUCUCUCCGUGGUGGGCACGGAUGGCUAUCAUCACACCUUCUUCGAGAUGCUCGGCAACUGGUCCUUUGGGGACUACUUCAAGCGGGAGGCAUGUGCCAUGGCCCUGGAGCUGCUCCGUGGUCCCUACAACAUUGAUCCAGGUCGUCUGUACGUCACCUACUUUGCCGGCGACAAGGUGCUGGGCAUUCCUGCCGAUCUGGAGUGCUUUGAGAUCUGGAGGAGCUUGGGUUUUCCCGCCUCGCGAAUACUGCCCUUUGGCUGCGCAGACAACUUCUGGGAAAUGGGCGCUACGGGGCCAUGUGGUCCCUGCACCGAAAUCCACAUAGAUCAUCGCCCGGAUCUGGGCAGCGUGGAGCAGCGAGCCAAGUUGGUGAAUGCAGGUCGCUCCGAUCUCACAGAGCUGUGGAAUCUUGUCUUUAUCCAGUACAAUCGGCAUGCCGAUGGCACCAUCUCUCAGUUGCCCGCUCAUCAUGUGGACACGGGCAUGGGAUUUGAGCGUUUAACCGCCGUGCUUCAGAAUAAGUCUUCCAACUACGAUACGGACUUGUUUACCCCCAUAUUUGAUGGCAUCCAGCAGGCGGCCAAGACGCCGGUUUACAGUGGCAGCUUUCCGGAUGCUGCAUCACCAGCACUACUUGACACCAGCUACAGGAUACUAGCCGAUCAUGCUCGCAUGGUGACCGCCUGUUUGGCCGACGGAAUGCUUCCAGAUCAAAAUCAGAAACUGCGUCGUGUGCUGCGCAAAGCUCUUAACAUUUCGGAGCAUGUGUUUGCCCAUGACAAAUUGCUAACCCAGCUAGUUCCUAUUGUGGUGGAGACACUUGGAGAAGCCUAUCCAGAGAUGGCUGCCAAACAGCAGGCUGUCAUCGACUUGAUCAGCCACGAGCAGGAGGUUUACAAGAAUCUUAGAGAGAGUUCUUCCAAAGCUUUUGCUGAGGUGCUUAUGGAGUUUCCCAAUCUGGAUGAUAUCGAUCUGAUGGAGUGCCCGGGAUUCGUGCCCGCCUAUAGAGAGUUCCAGGUGCAGCGCAGCAAGUUUCCCAAUAACACCAUACCAGGGGACUUCCUCUACAAGCUGACUGAUACCUAUGGCCUGACCGAGGAGAGCUUUCUUAAGCUGGCCGAGUUGGAGAACAUGAACUGUGAUUUGGAGCGAUACAGGGCGGAGGUUAGUCUGGCAAAGCUCAAAGCCAAGGGCAACCAAAGAGAGAUUGCUGGAGGAUCGCUCAGCGAUCUGGCCAAUGAGCAGCGUAUCGCUGAAGCUCAAGCCACGUUAACAAAGCGUCUGGCGGCCACCGACAACAGUCACAAAUACGCCUACUCCUUCGACAAGGCGAGUGAUUCAUAUCAGAUACCUCCACUAAAGACUCGUGUUCUGGGAAUGCUCCUCAACGAUGCGGAAGUGUCACGAACCCAAGGCAGUCGCAUACAGCAACCCUCCACCGACCUCAUUUCCAUUGUGACCGCUGCCAGCAAUUUCUACUACGAAUCCGGAGGUCAACAAUCGGAUGUCGGAAAGAUCCUUGUGAGGAAUCACCAACAGCCAGAGCAUCCGCAUUUGCUAGACGUAAUCAGUGUAAAACAUCUCAACGACUGCGUGGUUCACGUCUGCAAGUUAUCCAGUCCCACGGAUGCCUUUCAGCUUGCCAUUGGAGAUGAGGUGGAACUGCAGGUGGAUGGGCAGCAGAGACAGCUUAAUACGUGCCAUCACACAGCCACCCAUCUAUUAAACGCCGCCAUCCGUUCGCUCUUCAAGAAAGUUACCUACCAGGUCUCCAGUUCUGUGACCAGCGACCAGUGCAAACUAGAGCUGGGACUCCUGGGCAAGCGCAUGCAGAAGAGCGAUGUGCAGCUCAUCGAGGAUCUGAUCAAUCGCGUUAUCUGCUCUGCUACGCCGGUUCAAGUUCAGUUGCUGAGUGCAGCUGAAGUUCUGCAGCAGAACGACAUCACCAUGGUGCCCGGCGAGGUUUAUCCGGAGCAGGGAUUGCGUCUAGUCAACGUGGAGAGUCCGGAACUGCAGCUCAGCUCCAAGGAACUGUGCUGCGGUACUCAUGCAACCAACACCAGUGAGCUAUCCAGCUUCUGCAUCGUGAAUCUGAAGCAAACUAAUCGGGCGAGAUUCGCAUUUACCGCCGUGGCUGGCCAGGCGGCUGAAAACGUGCUGAAAACGGCUGCGCUGCUGCGACACCGCGUUGAUCUCCUCGAGAAGCAGUUCCAAACCGAUAAACUCACAAACGCUACGGAGGCGGAACUGCAGACGAUUCGGCACAACAUGUUGCACACGGACAUCAAACUGCCAUACGCUUUUAAGAUGGACACGCUGGAACGCAUCACCGAGAUGCUGAAAAGGAUCAAAGAUUCGUCGCGCACAACCCUAAAGGAAUUUGUGGAUGUGGAAAUGCGCACGCUGCUGCAGGAGAAGCCGUUGGAUACGAACCCCUUUAUUUUGCACUACCUCACCAGCUCCGCACUCGUGGAGGAGAUUCCUUUGCAACGAGCCACCAAGCUGUGCCAGGAUCGGCCCAUCCUUGUGAUCAGCGUGUGUGAUAGCGUGGUCAAGGCGCGCUGUUGUGUACCAGAGAACUGUAUCACCGAGAAAUUCAACGCUUCCGCUUGGCUGCAAUCCUUUGCCGACACAUUCAAUGGACAAAUAGCUGCGCCCAAGGGUCAGAAUCCGCAGGCCGUGUGCAACAUGAAGGGUCGGCGGGUCAGCAAUUUGUUCGAGGAACAGCUGGAGCAGGCAAUGUCCAAGGCACAUGCAUACGCUAAGCUUUAUCUCUAGGUAUUAGUUGUGAUUACCCUCCAAAAUGGGCUAGCUGUAAGCUUGCCCUUUGUAUAAUUUCUAAUGUGAGAACCGAAUAAAUGGCGGAGUUUUAAGAA